This is a messenger RNA of Polypterus senegalus (gray bichir), 546 nucleotides long. RefSeq names its product macrophage migration inhibitory factor (gene mif). The record is from RefSeq and is a predicted model, not a curated record. NCBI's taxonomy places the organism in Eukaryota, Metazoa, Chordata, Cladistia, Polypteriformes, Polypteridae. Gene Ontology annotation, molecular function: cytokine activity; phenylpyruvate tautomerase activity. Bases 87 to 431 code for a protein of 114 amino acids. The transcript is spliced from 3 exons.
AUGGCACGCCCUUCGGUGUAGCGGCAGACGAGAGACCAAAAGUUGUCAGUGGAUUUCAUUCACCGCCAUUAUCAUAAUUUGCCGUCAUGCCGAUGUUCGUUGUAAAUACAAAUGUCAGCAAAGAUGCUGUGCCUGAAGCUUUCAUCUCCGAAGUCACAAAGGAGCUUGCAAAAGCAAUGGGGAAGCCGGCCCAGUACAUUGCCAUUCAAGUUGCAUCGGACCAGCUAAUGAUGUUUGGAGGGAAGCCAGAUCCAUGUGCUCUUUGCUCACUGCACAGUAUUGGAAAGAUUAGUGGACAACAGAAGCAAUAUUCCAAACUUCUUUGUGGGAUGCUUCAGAAACACCUUAACAUUUCUACAGACAGGAUCUACAUUAAUUUCGUUGACAUGCCUGCAGAAAAUGUGGGAUGGAACAACUCCACCUUUGGUUGAAGUUUUACUUGUUAAGCCUGUCACAGAAAUCAAAAGGGUAACUUCUGCUGUGUGUGUAAAAUGCACAAAUUAUUCAAUCACUACUAAGUUCAAUAAAAUUACAUUGCUGUAACUA